Molecule: messenger RNA, 870 nt
Organism: Nanorana parkeri
Lineage: Eukaryota; Metazoa; Chordata; Amphibia; Anura; Dicroglossidae
Product: phosphatidylinositol 5-phosphate 4-kinase type-2 beta-like
Exons: 7
Coding region: 1-870 (289 amino acids)
Biological process (GO): phosphatidylinositol metabolic process
Molecular function (GO): phosphatidylinositol kinase activity
Source: RefSeq, a predicted model, not a curated record
AUGCAGUACGCGGUCUAUGGAACCGAGUUGCAUGAGGGUUUCAUUGUACUGGCAUCAGAGCCAUUUACAUCCAGGAUUAAGCAAGGUCAUAGCUUGGGUCAGGAGCGAACUGAGCAAUCGGGUCAGAGGGCCCGCGGCCAUCAGGGGGCCCGUCACCGACACCCCCCGUCCGCCGCCGCCUCUUUGCCACCUGCACCCGCCAGCCCCCCGCAUCAGAUGCCGUUCUGUAAUCGUCGGCCUCGGGAGAACCUUCCAAGUCGAUUCAAGUUUAAGGAGUAUUGUCCCAUGGUGUUCAGAAAUUUAAGAGAAAGGUUUGGGAUCGAUGAUCAGGAUUAUCAGAACUCUUUGACCCGCAGUGCUCCUGUAAACAGCGAAAACCAGGGACGGUUUGGAUCCCGAUUCCUGACCACAUUUGACCGGCGGUUCAUUAUAAAGACGAUAUCUGGUGAAGAUGUGGCUGAGAUGCACAAUAUUCUGAAGAAAUACCACCAGUUUAUAGUGGAGUGUCAUGGUAACACUCUGCUUCCUCAGUUUCUUGGCAUGUACCGACUAACAGUCGAUGGGGUUGAGACAUACAUGGUGGUCACGAGGAAUGUGUUCAGCCACCGCCUUGGGGUUCACCGCAAAUAUGACUUAAAGGGUUCUACUGUGUGCAGAGAAGCCAGUGACAAGGAAAAGGCCAAGGAUUUGCCCACAUUUAAAGAUAAUGAUUUCCUAAAUGAAGGACAGAAGUUGCAUGUAGGCGAGGAGAACAAGAAGAUGUUCCUUGAAAAGCUAAAAAGAGAUGUUGAGGUGAGAGAUGACAAUUGUAACUUAGGAAUGUUUUCAAUGCAUACGGUACUGCUGUCAAGUCCUAACACGUAUGCUUAA